Molecule: messenger RNA, 633 nt
Organism: Quercus robur (English oak)
Lineage: Eukaryota; Viridiplantae; Streptophyta; Magnoliopsida; Fagales; Fagaceae
Product: serine/threonine-protein phosphatase 7 long form homolog
Exons: 1
Coding region: 1-633 (210 amino acids)
Biological process (GO): meristem development; meristem maintenance
Source: RefSeq, a predicted model, not a curated record
AUGGCACACAUUCAGAUGCAAGAUAAUCGGGUGAUUGACAUUAUCAAGUUGGUAAGGCUGGAAGGAUUGUUUAGGGCUCCUUCCAGAGAGAUAGAUCAUUGCCUAAUAUCGGCCCUAGUUGAGCAAUGGCGGCCAGAGACUCAUACGUUCCAUCUUCCACAUGGUGAGAUGUCAAUCACCCUACAAAAUGUGGAGGUCAUUUUCAGACUUCCUAUAGACAGUAAGGUCUUGGUUGGGCCGACUGCCGUGGUGGAUGGGGAUUGGAGUCAACUGCGCAUGGAGUUGCUUGGUUUUACUCCGGCGAAUGACAACAAAACUUUGGUGGGGCAAAGAAUUCUCAUCAGCCGCCUUAUUGACGCCAUUGCAAAGCCACUGCCUUAUGACGCAACAGAGAUUCAGAUACAGCAGUAUGCCCGGUGCUAUAUUUUAGCACUAUUAGGGGAUAAGCUUUUCAUGGACAAGUCGAGAGAUAAGGUGCAUCUAAUGUUUUUGGAGUUCUUGCGAAACCUUCAUGAUCCGCCACAGUAUAGUUGGGGUAGUGGUUGCUUGGCUUGGUUGUACAGAGAGUUGUGUCGGGCAAGCGAGAAAGGGGCAUCGCAAAUUGGUGGGGCGUGCACCUUGGUCCAGUAUUAG